AUGGAUAGACUUAGGUUGGAUCCCUUUGAGACUCCAACUAAAAAGCCCAACCCGUCAUCUGAUAGACAGGGUGCAUCAAAGCUACUUCCAUUCGAAGAUGAUAGCACCAGCCCAGAGUCCAGCACAGAUCCCAGCCCACCAGCUACAGGCUCACGAGAACUGGAGAAACUUCUGUACCCUCCAACAAAGGACGAAAAAAUUGUGAAUACAGCGCUGAUAGUAUUCCUCAAUGCUCUGACCACCCACUUCGAUUUCUACUCGAACUGGACCUUGCACAGAAAGCCAUUUGUGGCUAUCUUUGAAAACGCCCAGUUUGAAGCAAGGACAGACGGCUAUCUUGAUAGUCCUGCCGGGAAGACCAGGGUGCUUAUUGAGGUCAAACCUGUCAAAAGAUCUCAAAAUCAUCUCCCUAUCCAGAUGCAGGAGAGCGCCCAAAUGGUCGCUUGGAUCAGAAGUGAUGACGACCUAUCACAGCGCACUAACACCACGUAUGAAUUUAUCCUUUCUUGGGUCAACUAUGGAUAUUGUUGA
Penicillium vulpinum is the source of this 531-nucleotide messenger RNA. RefSeq lists its product as uncharacterized. The record is from RefSeq and is a predicted model, not a curated record. Lineage: Eukaryota; Fungi; Ascomycota; Eurotiomycetes; Eurotiales; Aspergillaceae. The transcript has a single exon. The coding region runs from base 1 to 531 and encodes 176 amino acids.